UAGAGGGGACAAGCGGUGACAAGUAAAGCCGGAGUGCGGGGCUGCUGUGUUGUCCUGUCCGGGUCGUAGUGUGGAAGUCCGGCAUUAACUCUUUCCUGUCUCAAUUCCAUGACUUGAAUAGUGGGCUGCAGACCAUGGUGCUGUAGGGUCGUGCAUGUGAUAGUGUGGUUCCAGCCAUUCACUGUCUGUACUGUAAAUAUCAGGAUGAACACUGUGUGCAGGAGAGCCCUCCUCCAGCUGUGUACACGGCCCAGGAUUAUAGCACAUGUGGGCAAAGACAGGGGCAUCCAUUCCUCAUGUAGGAGGAGGACAGUUAUGCCAGCCUGGGUCAUCGACAAAUAUGGGGGCAAUGAUGUUCUGCGCUUCAAUGAAAAUGUGCUAUUUCCUAUCAUCCAUUACCCAAAUGAAGUUAUCAUAAAAGUCCACGCUGCCAGUGUCAAUCCUAUCGAUGUCAACAUGAGAAGUGGUUAUGGAGCAAAGAGUUUGAAUAUGAGUCGGGAUCCUCUUCACAUAAAGACCACUGGCAGUGAAUUCCCUUUGAUCUUGGGCAGAGAUGUUUCAGGAACAGUCAUGGAAUGUGGACUCAAUGUCAAGUACUUCAAACCUGGAGAUCAGGUAUGGGCAGCAAUCCCUCCAUGGAAGCAAGGCACCUUUGCAGAGUUUGUUGUGGCAAGUGCUAAUGAGGUAUCCUUGAAACCAGAGUCGCUUAGUCAUGCAGAAGCUGCAUCUAUACCCUACGUGGUACUGACUGCUUGGGCAGCCCUUGUUAAUAGCUGUGGUUUGACUAAGGAAAAGUGUCCAGGGAAACGUGUAUUAAUUAUUGGGUCGUCAGGGGGAGUUGGUACAGCAGCCAUUCAGCUAUUGAAAGCAUGGGGUGCCCAUGUAACUGCUGUCUGUUCUGGAAAUGCCUUUACCCUGAUGAAAGAUCUUGGAGCUGAUGACAUUAUUGACUAUACUGUAGAAAGUUUGCAAGACCAGUUGAAGACAAGGGAUCUAUUUGAUGCCAUUCUUGAUAACAUUGGCGGAAGCAGCGAAGAAUUGGCUCUUCAGUGUCUAAAACCAUGGUCCGGAGCCACAUAUGUCACACUAGUUACUCCCUUUCUGUAUAACAAUGACCAGCUGGGGAUAGCAGAUGGCAUGAUGCGUACAGGAGUUACGCUGGCAUCAAAAGUAGCAAAGCACUACUGCAAAGGAAUUCACUACCGAUGGGGAUUCUUUGCUGCCAGUGGUCCAUCUCUAGAUGAAAUAGGGAAGCUUGUUGAUGCUGGCAAGAUGCGUCCUGUAAUUGAAACAGUACUUCCAUUUUCUGAUGUUCCCCAAUCCUUCCAGAAGUUAGAAGCUGGACAUGCACGGGGAAAAACAGUCAUUCAAGUUGUUGGUCCUUAAAAAAUAAACACUUUUAUACUUCCUCCAUUUUCCUAAAAUAUCUCUGUGUGAC
Hyla sarda is the source of this 1438-nucleotide messenger RNA. It is a transcript of the gene RTN4IP1, whose product is annotated as reticulon 4 interacting protein 1. NCBI's taxonomy places the organism in Eukaryota, Metazoa, Chordata, Amphibia, Anura, Hylidae. The coding region runs from base 205 to 1386 and encodes 393 amino acids. Gene Ontology annotation, molecular function: oxidoreductase activity; zinc ion binding. The transcript is spliced from 9 exons. Gene Ontology annotation, cellular component: mitochondrion. The record is from RefSeq and is a predicted model, not a curated record.